AUGCUCCCGUUCCUCUGGCCCAAGGACCGCCCCUUCAUCAAGCUCUGCAUGGUGCUCUCCGUCUUCUUCCUGCUCUGCUCGAAGCUGUGCAACGUCGCGUCUCCAAUCGCGCUCAAGUACGCGGUAGACGCGGUCGUCAAAGGGGAAUACAGCACCAACGCCAUUCUCGCGUACGGCCUCCUGCGGUUCGCCGGGCAGUUCUUCAACGAGCUAAAGGAUAACGCGUUCGCAUACGUAAGCACCCACGCGUCGCGCAAGAUCUCGCUUCGAACCUUCACGCACGUCAUGGGCCUGUCUCUGCGAUUUCACAUCAACCGCAAGACGGGCGCGGUGAUCCGCGCGUGCUCGCGCGGGAGCGAGUCGUUCGCGGCGUUACUCCGUUACGUCUCCUUUCAGGUGGCGCCCAUCUUCCUGGAGGUUGCCCUCGUGUGCGUGUACCUGUGGAUCUUCUACACGUGGUACUUUGGCAUCAUAACCUUCCUGGUCAUCGUCGCGUACAUCGCGUUCACCGUUCCCUUCACCGAGUGGAGGAACAAGUUCAGACGGCAGCAGACGGACGCGGACGACGUCUUCAACCAGAAGGCGACCGAUUCCUUGCUCAACUUUGAAACCGUCAAGCUCUUCUGCGCCGAGCCGCACAUCGCGCACGUGUACGACGUCGCGCUGGCAAAGGCUCAGAAGGCUUCGCUGCGCACCACCCAGUCGCUCACGGGCUUGAACCUCGGCCAGGCGGUGAUCAUCACCGUCGGUAUCACGCUCUCCCUCGCGUUGGCCGCGAAGGAGGUCCAGGAGGGUAACAUGACCGUCGGCGACUUUGUGCUGGUCAACACCUACAUCCUGCAGCUGUACGUGCCGCUCAACUUUUUGGGCACGUACUAUCGCAUGAUCAAGCAGUGCAUGGUGGACGUCGAGGCGAUGUUCAGGCUGAUGAAGGAGAACAACGACGUGCCCGACGAGGACGGCGCGGCGGACCUCGCGCUCCCGGGUAGGGACGACGCGAGGGUGGACUUUGAAGGCGUCAAGUUUGCGUACUCGGGCGGCGCCGACGGCAGGCAGAUUCUCCGAGGCGUGUCGUUCUCCGUCGAACCCGGGCAGAAGGUGGCCAUCGUCGGCAGCUCGGGCGCGGGGAAGAGCACCAUCGGUAAGCUGCUGUACAGGCUGUACGACAUACAGGGCGGUGCCGUGCUGAUCAACGGUCAGAACAUCGCGAAGAUCACGCAGCGAAGCGUGCGGUGCGCCAUCGGCAUCGUGCCGCAGGAUUGCGUCCUCUUCAACGACACGAUCGAGUACAACAUCGCGUUCGGCAAGCUUGGCACCAGCACGAUGGGAACGAUCGAAGAGGUGAAGCGCGCGGCCAAGGCGGCGCAGUUUUCCAAGUUUGUCGACGAGCAGUGCAAGGAUGGGUACCAAACGCUGGUUGGCGAGCGCGGUUUGAGGCUGAGCGGGGGAGAGAAGCAGAGGGUCGCCAUUGCCAGGGCCCUCCUCAAGGACCCCCCAAUCAUGAUCUACGACGAGGCCACCUCCUCGUUGGACACGCACACGGAGAAGGAGAUCAUGUUGAGCAUCAACGAGGCGGCUAAGGGGCGGACUAACCUCGUGAUUGCGCACCGACUGUCGACAAUCAUGGACAGCGACUGCAUCAUAGUUCUCAAGGAUGGGGAGGUUGCGGAGCGCGGGGACCACCCCACGCUCUACGAAAAGAGCGGCGGUUUAUACAGGACGAUGUGGGACAGCCAGCUGCAGAACGCGCUGUCGUCGGGGGAAUCCGCGUCGAACAUGCUCGCGGCGGCGGGCAACUAGUAG
This is a messenger RNA of Micromonas commoda, 1803 nucleotides long. RefSeq names its product ATP-binding cassette superfamily. Gene Ontology annotation, biological process: transmembrane transport. Lineage: Eukaryota; Viridiplantae; Chlorophyta; Mamiellophyceae; Mamiellales; Mamiellaceae. Gene Ontology annotation, cellular component: membrane. The coding region runs from base 1 to 1800 and encodes 599 amino acids. Gene Ontology annotation, molecular function: ATP hydrolysis activity; ABC-type transporter activity; ATP binding. The record is from RefSeq and is a predicted model, not a curated record. The transcript has a single exon.